ACGCUUUACCAUGUAUAUCCAAAUCUCAAUUGUGUUGUAUGAUACGAAGAGUGACUGUGACUUUGGUGUAUGAACUUAAUUUCAAUCGACUUGACGCAUCCCCUGACUAAAAUAAAUUACAAAUAUUCGAUCUAGAAUUUACGAUCGUUGAUCAUCGAUCGAAUCGAUCAAUUAAUUUAUCUUAUCGAACAUUUCAUAGCCUGUACAACAGAGAAACAACAUCUCAUUACUAUAUUUAAUUGCGUGUGUUUUGAUUCAAGAGGGAAUGAGAUAUAGGAAGAUAGAAGAGCGAGAGAGAAAUAUCAAAACACAAGAUAGUGAGAUUCUAAACGAGUGUCAAUACAUACGAAUAAAUACCAUACACAUGGAAAAUUAAUCACUAGUUUGUUUAAAAUCGCGUAAACAGCUGGCAGUCUUCGAUGGAACGUUGAAGUGAAAAUACAAGUGCGUGACGAGUGACAGGUUGAUAACUAAACGUAAUUUUGGUGAAUCUAUACACGAUAUACCAUCCUUUCCUAGGAAUAUAAUAACUACAAACUAGGCUGUGCUCUUGAAAAAUAACAUAAAAAUUCACCAAAAAUAACAUAACAAGUUUAUACUUUUUUUCUGAGCAAAAGCUCUACCUCUACAUCACAACGAUGCGCUGUGAAAAUGUGUUUUUGUUUUUUCUAUAAAUAAAUAAGUGAUGAUAGAAAAGUGCAACGAGAACAAUAGGAAAGCACAAUAAACUCGUCGGUCCUGGACGAUUUAAUUAAUAACUAAAAUCAAUCGAUGCAUUUAAUUUAUACAUCGUUAUUAAUAGCUGACGACAUUCAGCUUCGUGUCUUUGAGGGUUUAUAAUAAUCAUCUCUUGAGUUGAAUGGAAGCCAACUGAAAUAGAAUCCAAAUCUGAAUCCGAAGAAGAACGACUGCAAAUAAAAGCCUCUUUGUUCUGCUGUUUCUGCGCAGUCGUUCUCUGAAUUUGUGGCGCAGCGUCCGACAACGACGCGUUUUGUUGUGAUUUUUCUUAUUAUCACUAUUGAGUAUAAAUCUUGUGAAAAUAAAACUCUUGAACGAUUUUCAUAUUUAAGCAUAAAACGAAAUUGUACUUGGUUGUGGUAACGAUUACCGAGCGCGUCGUAGAUCGCCAUUUUUGAUACUCCAAAAUCACGAAUAGUAAUUUCUGACUACAAGGUGCGCGCUGUAUAUCCUUUGAUCGUUAUUCACCUGUUCUUAUUCUCUUUAACUCUAUUAAUUGAUGAACAGUUUUGAUAUGAACUGUGAAUUUAAUUUUUAUAUCUCGAUAUAACUCUCCGUGUAAUCAAAGAAUCGACGACAUUGCAACAGGAUCAUUAUUAUCGUUAGUGUUUUGUUUUCGCGAGCAGCUGAUUACUAUGACGUUAUUUGUACUGUGAAAAUCAGCAGUUUUUAGAAUCAGGUGUUCUCACAGCCAAUCUCCAUAAUCAUAUGAAAUCAUUCUUCGAAUCAACUCUCCGGGCAACGUUCUCAACCAGCUGCAAAAUAAUAAUUGAAUUUUGUAAUAGUAUUAAUAAUAAGAACAGUAAGAGGAGUAAUAUUGAACAAUAGAAAAAGUGACAUCCUAUCGCUAAUUCCAUAGUUUAAAACGUACAAAAAACGAGGAAGAGGAAUUCAAAUUUGUUUUUUAAUCCCCAGUCCAACAACUGGAUGAGGUCAUAUGAGGAUUGACGACCAAGAUUUUUUUUUUAUGCCAUGCCUAACUGAGACCUUGGAGAGAUAUUCAUCAAAGAAUGGUCGUUCCAACAAGAGAAUACUCCAGAAUUGAAUGUGGUAACCUGUCUGAAAGCUUGGAUUCAUUUAUUCCUUUGUUUUUUUGACUGCCAUUAUCUCCAGCUGAUCAUUGGCGUCAUUCUUCAAUUCUACCAACAAAUACUGUCAAUAAGAAAUAUAGCUGUGAAUUAUUUCAGUCAAUACAAGUUGCGACAAGUUGAAAGAAGAAAGGAAGAAAGAAAGACUACAAGAAUAUUGUUGUACUUUGCUGGGAUAUGAGAAACCGGUAAGACAAAGUAGUUUAUAAAUAUUGCUACUGAGCGAAUGCAGCAAAAAGAGAUAGCUGUAGAAGUAAUUUGUAACUACGAGCAUCGUAAACAAGAAGAGGAACAACUGAGAGUGAAAUCAGUGGUUUGUGAGUUGUUUGGUGAGUGAAAAUUGAGGUUAUCGUGAAUAUUGAUAUCCGCUGAUAAUAUUCUAUCCAUACAAAAUAAUACAGCGCUUGUGUUCAAAAUCUUUACCUAAUCAUCGAUGAAUAACAGGACAUCGGGGGCCGACCUCGCGGUAGGUGAAGAGCGUGGGGUUCGGCCCCGGUCCAGCUGACUAGGAGCCCCCAAAUAGUGAUUGAACUACAUGCAAGGCGGAAGUGUUUUUAUAGACCACAAUCUCAUAGUCAGCUUAUUGCACAGAUAUCUCAUCAACCGAUUAUUGGUAUACCUACUCAAUAUCGGAUGACGCCGGUUUUGUCCCACUGCUCGCCAACAGAACGAUCUAUUUUUCCUUGUUGCUGUACAAUUUCAUCUCCAAUUAGUUCCUCGUCAAAAAAGAAGAAGACGAAAUCCCAACUAGCUGUUCCUGAUUCUAAUUAGUCGAAGAAAUCUAAUUAUUUUAUCAUAAUAACAAUCGAUUGGAAGUUUUAUAAUCACACGUUAAACUAAAUCGCUAAAAUGUUGUAUAUAUUUCACGUCGACACUGGGACUACCAUCACCUUUGACAUGAAGUUGGCGCUCGAGAGUGUCUCGCAGUUGAGAGAAGCUAUAGAAAGAGAAUGCGGCGUAGCAGCCAGUCAGCAGGUGCUGUUGGUGAGCGGCGGAGAAAGUCUUGAGCCCAACGCAAGGGUCUGCACAUAUUCUGCUGGGACGGAUACAAACCCAAUUUAUUUAUUCAGCAAAGCUUCAAUCGAGAGUCACCAACCACCCACACCCAGCAUAGACUACGGCUCAGAUGUGGAUCUCCAAACGCAGAUCGAAGGUUCUUUGGCUAUGCCUGCGACUUAUCAAACUGUCGUAAAUAGAGCACAACUCGGUCAUCAAUGCUGCGUUUUGGCACGUGAACAAACAAGAAUAUGUGAAAGACUCGUGCACGACCAACAUCUUCAACAACAGGGUUGGGCUGCUGUCGUAGCCAACCUAGAAGAUAUUACUCAAAUGUUUCAAUCCAGAGCGGACAUUCUCCAGCAAAGUUUCAACCACUAUUUAGCGGAAAGGCAGCAGCACAUUAAUCUCCUCAACAAUUUUAACGAGGAUUUGGGAAUGCUGUCGAAAAUUCCCAUCCUUCCUGCUCUCAGGGCUCACGCAGAAGGACUUUUAAGUCCUGACGAUCAAGAGACAGUCACGGAUCUUCAGCGUUCUGGUAACGAAGAAGCGUUGAGUCUGCUGAAGUGGAUAUCGGCAAAGGACAAUCAAAGUAGCCUCGAACAAGUUGCUGAGCAGUGUUCGAGGGGCUUGGAACAGUUUGACGAACGAGUGAUGGAAUCGCUCAAGGCAGAAGUAAAUAGUGCUGUCGAAGCGGCGAAUAAACAGGAUAUGAAAGAGAUAAAGGGUCUGGGUGAGCGACUUUUCGGUCUCGAACAGCUGAUGUUCGAGGCUAAAAAGUUGGUGCAGGAACAGGCUGAUUUAGCGCAGGCCCUUCUACAAAAUCAGAAUAGAGCGACCAACCUUGGAGAUGCAAGCAUAUUGCCUGAUUUAUGCGCGUCGCAUAGGAGGCAGCUGUUGGUUAUGCUCCAGAAUCAUAAUCACCUCCGUGAUAUAAGAAGAAGAUGUACAAAGGCUAAGGAAGAGCUCUCAGUUAAUCUUUACCACCGUUUAAAGUGGAUUAUGUACGUCGAGAAUAAGAUGAUGGAGGUCGAUGGAAAGCUAGUCAUGUAUAACGAAAGCCUUAAAAGGCUCAGACGACACCUGGAAGUUUUACAACAAAUUCAUUUGGCUCCUGAAAUGUAUAUGAGUGCCGUUGCGGAGGUCGUGAGACGCAGGACUUUUUCGCAAGCUUUCUUGCUUUGGGCAAGCAACCUCGCCUGUCAACUUCUCACCGUACAUAGCGAAGAACUUGCUCGGAGAACUGACUUCCAGAGCAAAUUCGACGGACACUUUCUCAACACUCUUUUCCCUGGACUGGAAGAUACCCCUCCCUCAUUUGCUACUCAAGCUCCGUCCAUAUUCGACAGCGCUUUACCCAAGCUAACUUCGGACGACAUGCAAUCUCUCAGAGAAACACUCCCCGAUCUUGCCCUGGCUGUUUCUACGCCGGAUUUAAACAGCAUCACACAAUUUUUUCUAUCUAAAAGUCUGACGGAGGGCAGCACUACGGAAGGUUUCAAGGAUAAAGAGGUUGGCCAGCAGUCGGAGGAUCCUAGUACCAAAAUGUCUGGACAAAGAAGAGCCCCGUUGCUGAGUGACAGGGGAGGUUUUGAGUCUGAAACAGACACGGAAGAGUUUGAAAAAAUAGGUCAAGGUGCACAGGACCUGAAACAAGGGAGUUCUUACGACGGUGAGAGGGAACGAGAAUCACAGAAGGAAUUAUCAGAGGAAAAUCUUGGAAACACGCGAGAAGAGGUAGAGAGACUUCGUUCGGUUCUCCGUUGUAUGAAAUCAGUCGCUGGAGAUGCGCUUCUAGCUUUCCGGCAAGAAUUGGCGUCGUUAAAAGAACAGACCGUGAAUGACCAGGGCUCGUUCAAUCAACUGACGGACAACGUGAGAAAGGCACUCGAAAUGCAUUCCAGAGAAUGUGAAAAAACGUUCCGCGAAAGAGCACAAGAGUUGACCGUAGAUCACGAACUUGAACUGGGUGAUCUGAAGAAGCUCAUGCAGGGACGGGAUGAGGAAAUAAAGGCUCUUAAAGAAUCACUCGCCGACAAACUUGACGCUCAAUCAGACGUUGAGGAAGUUCUCGCUGCUUUGAGGCUUAAAAUCGACAACGAUCAGAGAGAAUUGGCAACCUUUCGAUCGAAAAUUAUUCUGAUGGACGAGGCUCUCCAGAGAGCUCACCUCGAGAAGGAAAUCGCUGUGAAGGAAACUCAGGAAGCUGGUAUUGCAGAGGUUUCAAAUUUGAAGGCCGUUAUCAAAGAACAGGAAGAGCAGCUCAGGAAACUGGAGGAAAGUCUGAUCGUUUGCAAAGGUGAACAAGAGGAGGCCAUCAAAGCGGCGACUGACAAAUUUCAGAAAGAGUAUAAAACCGAAUUGGAUAACAUAAGGAGCAGGUUCAAACUCAUGGCAGCUUCUACAAUGGAAAGAAGCCCCAGCGAUUUGAGUCUUGAGAAAAUUGAGCGUCCAGACAUGAUAGGACUCGGAAAUCACGAGACCAUCAUCGCGCAGAUGAAGGAGGAUAUGGAAACUGAGAAGGCGGCCGCAAUUCGUGUUGCCAUAGAGAAGGAGAGGAGCGAUUGCGCGGCGAAAUUGGAUCACGAACUGCGACUCGCCCGGCAGAGAAAUGACGCCGAGAGACAAGUCUGGUUCAACGAGGCUAUGCGCCGAGUGAUCGAAGAAAAGGAGAGGCAGGUAGAAACUCACAGAUCCAGGGAAACCAUCCUGGCGGAGGAAUGCGAGCGGCUGAAGGACACCAUAAGGAGACUUACGGAGUCGGAGAGCAACAUUCGACAGACCCUCAGUGAGACGGUUGAAAGUCUCGAGGCGGACAAAGUGCGACUAGAGGCCAACAUCGAGGCAAAUCGAACCAUGCUCAGCGAACGCGAGAGUCGUUUAGAAACCUUGAUCGCGGAGCGCGACAAGCUCAGGUCGGAAUUGAACGACGAAAGACUGAAGAUAAACAGUAGCGGUGGAGAGUUCGAGGAAACGCUGCACCUUUUGAAGGCAAAGAACGAGAGGCUUGAAAAUCUUAAAGUAGGGACGGACUCGCGACUGCAGAAACUCGAGGCAGAAAAAGACAAGCUCAAAGCGGAGCUUGAAAUUCACCGGAAAAACGACGAAAUCGAAGUUUCCGAGUCCAAAAAAGUGCGCCUGGAAUCUGGACCGGAACUCGAUGACCUACUUCGCAGACUGGAAGCACGUGAUGUGGAGAAUAAGCGUUUAAUCACCGAACUCCGACUUUUGACAGAGAGCAAGGACCUUGUUCAAACAAAACUUGAAACCGUAGAAUCCGAAAAGGUCAACCUGGAGGUCGAGCUUGUAAAAGAAAGGUACAGAUCUGUAGUCAGCGGCGCGGAAGCUCUCAUCGCUUCCACCUCUGCAGGACCCUCCGGUGCCGAAGGUUGUGACAAAGAAAUGUGUGCCUCUGUUGCCAUAGUGUCCGAUAGUUCUAGUUGUGACGUUGCGACUAGUCCAGAACCCAUUCGCCAUCAACCCUCCGCCCACUUGAGAGAAAAGUUGACUCGAAGUACAGCAAGUCUAAUUCAACAAGAUAGAAUAAGCAUAUCGAGCUGUAAUCCUGGAGACGUCGUAUUAGUCCUGUGGGAUAGCGAGCACAGGAAUUAUAUCAUCCUGCAGGAAUCUCCCAUGCUUUAUUUUCUUCAUUCUGAUUGCGUCAACACGUUAGAUUUGAGAGUUGAGCCCGAUGGUUCCAGGAGGUUGUACGUCAUCGCAGAAGUCAUCCGCAAGGAGUAUUGCCACGCUAAAAAACCACAGAAUCGAUACAAGGUACCGCAAGGCACUAAAUUUUAUCAAGUAAAGGUGCGUCCUCAGCAAAAAGAGGAACAUUUGAGUAAACCGGUGAGUUCCAGUGUUCAGGAAACAGCGGGCACUACUGCUUCGACUGAUUUGAUAGCGAAAAAAAAGCAAGAACAAGAACGGGAACAGGAACAGGAACAAACUACACACUGACAAAUCGCGAGUAGUCGGGGAACUCCUCCUUCGUCUUAUUCUGAUUCUUCCGCUUCUGCGUCAACUUCGUGUUCUUCUCCAUUGUCAACGUCCUCGUCUACUUCUGGCUCUAAUUCUUCAUCUUUUCUGAUUAGCUUCCAGCAGAAGAGUAACGGUAUCCAGAUAUCAAGACUCGUUGAAUCCCUAGAUUUUUGCUUGGUGCGUGUUUUCUGCUCUAAUUAUCGCCUCAACAGACAACGACGUGCGAGUUUUGGGUAAUCGAUUAGUUUGAAAAUUAAAUUCUGAGUUGAAAAAAUUGGGUUAAUCAAUGGCAACGUUUACAUUAUAAGACGAUAGCUGAAAAUGACAUUCUAGCCAGCAUACAUUGACGGUGGCACCUCAACAAUUGAUAGAAAUUUUUGAAUGAUUAGUGAUUAAAUUAGAGAUAAUAACGAAGCAAAUGAUGUUACACAUAAUCUGCCAAAGCCUUCAACUACUACAUUGUACGAUUACGAUUAUCGUUAUGACAUAAUAUAGAUAUACCAUGAUAAUAUAAUGAGAUACCUACACUUACGAUAUACAUAUGUAAUAUGCGUACGUUUCGUGAUACUAUAUUGUUAUAAUUACACGUUAGAUAAAAAGAAACACGAUAGAUUUUAGUUAUAAAAGUAAUUUUCAGGUAUAAAAAUCGGAUUAACGGAUGGAUGUGAUGGAAUAAAAAAAAUCAACGAUCGAUUGUUGUUAGUUUAAAAUAAAAAAUAUUUGGGUAAAGAGGGGUGAAAGUAUAAAAAAAUAAAUAAAUAAUGCCAGCAGGGACCCACGAGCGAAUGAAAAAUUAUUCACGAUAAUGAUUCUCUUUAUAAUAUGCUGGCGUUUUAUUGUGAUAAACGAGUAGACAUAGUUUAUAACAAUAGUAAUUAUUAUUAUUAUAAAUUCAAAUAUAAAAGUGUUAGUGAAAAAGAAGAGACACAACAAACGAAUAAAAUAAAACAGAAUAGAAAUUUU
Molecule: messenger RNA, 7763 nt
Organism: Athalia rosae (coleseed sawfly)
Lineage: Eukaryota; Metazoa; Arthropoda; Insecta; Hymenoptera; Athaliidae
Product: RB1-inducible coiled-coil protein 1
Exons: 10
Coding region: 2676-6779 (1367 amino acids)
Biological process (GO): glycophagy; autophagy of mitochondrion; piecemeal microautophagy of the nucleus
Cellular component (GO): extrinsic component of membrane; phagophore assembly site membrane; Atg1/ULK1 kinase complex
Molecular function (GO): protein kinase binding; molecular adaptor activity
Source: RefSeq, a predicted model, not a curated record